AGGUACACAAUGCAAGCUCCCGACUUUCGUGUAGACAGCUUCCUCAUGCCCCCAAGCUGUAUGAACGGAACAGACCGACUGUAUUCAGAAUCUAACAGCGAGGACCGAUCGUACAGUCCCGGUGUUUCCACCAGCUCCUCUCCGACUUAUCACGAACUGAAAAGCUCCUCAUUUGAUAUGAAGUACACUUUUACUCAGCCUUACUAUGAAAAUGUGGCUCACCAACAGAACCUGUAUGCUCACGGUUACGCUCACCUGAUUCCACCUCCUAACGUGACGGUGAACAGUUUCACGUCCUCAUUGCCUCCAAUGCCUCCCUACAGUCCUCAACACCUUCAAAACAACUCAGAUACAGGCUCUAACACUUCCCCUAACAAGUCUCCAGAUUCAACCGCUUCCGGACGUUCAGGUGGUGACAGAAGUAAAACGCCCCCCGAUUCCCCCAAGAGCGACGUGUCUGAUGGGGGGUACAAUGGUGGACCCCGACGUAACAAUAACUUCCUCCUCAACUCCGGUCUGGUUAAACACGCUUGGAUACCUCCAAGAACCCUUACUAACAAAGGACUAAACACUCAAGUGCCACUGUUAUCGUUUGAAAAGAAGAAACCAAGAAAACCCCGAACUAUUUUCUCAGCAGCCCAACUUAACGAACUAGAGGAGAGGUUCAAGUAUCAGAAAUAUCUUAGUACAACAGAGCGAAGUUGUUUAGCCUAUAGUCUUGGACUCACUGAAGAGCAAAUAAAGGUUUGGUUUCAGAAUCGUCGAAGCAAAUGGAAAAAGGGGGACAGAAAGGAAGGUGAAGAUGAGGAUCAGGCGUCAGGGAGCCCGGAGAGCGGAGAUGACCAGAAUAACAGCAGUAAUUUACAUAACCUCCUACCAGUUAGACGACCUGUAUCACCCACCACCUCCUCAACACCCUCCUCCUCCUCCUCCUCCCACCCAGUACCUCGCAUGACUACCUCAUCUUCCAGCCCUCCCAUCGUCACCCUAGCAACACACGUACCUCAACAGCCUCAACAUCACGUGACGUCACAACACAGCCACGUGACUGGUCACGUGACAUCAGCAGCCGCCCACGUGACCGGCGCCCACGUGACCGGCGCCCACGUGACUGCAGGCAGUCCCUUCAAGUGCGAGGAACAGGCUCAGUACAAUAGUGUGCCGCAGAUGAAGCGUGAGCUGAGAGACUGUUCGCCCCACCAUGACCAGCUCCCCGCCAGCAAGAGACAGUGCGAAGAUGAGUACCAGGCCAGGUGAACAAACAAACAUACUGACAUCCGCACUAUCGUCACUUCAGAGAUAUUUGAAAAAGAGAGAGAGAGGAGGAAUGACAGAGACAAGAGAGAUAAAAUGUUUGAAUAUAUUGGAUUCUAUUUAAUUUCUUAUUUCUUACUUUCAUCUAAUUGAUGUUAAUUUCAUGUUGCUUGUUGACUUCACUUUGGUAUAUUUCAUGGCUAUUAUUCUUGAGACUGAUAUUAUAUUUAUUUGAAACUGUAUUUGAUUUAAUUUCACGGUGCAAAAGCAAUUUGUUUUUUGAUUGGAAAUCAAAUCAAAUAGCAAACCGGAUUAUAAUGAUGAUGAAAAGCUAAAUAAAUUAUACGAACGAAUAUGUGAAUAAACUUUUUUCGAUCAGAAUGAAGUCUAGUAAAAUCCAUCCUACUGUUUCAUUCGAUGGAUGAACAUAUUAUUUAAAUUUCUCUUUCGAUGGAUUAAAUCAGAGAUUAAUACUUCUUACCGUGUUCCGAUUUUAUUAACUCUUUGUUAUCCCCCGCUCAUGAAACAACUUUUAUACAUUAGCUCUAGUUGUAAAUUAUCUUUAUUUAUUUGUUCGAGAUCAUAUUUAUUAUAAUAUAUUGCGCUAAUAAUAAUAAAUUAAUGGUUUAAAUAAUAAUUUUUGACUACACUUAAACUUUUCACUCUUAUAUCUGGUGUAACUUUACACUUUUAUCUCAAAGCAGGGACAGAAAACAAGAUGGAGAAUUAUCCUUAUCAUUGAACAAUGAAAACGUGCUAUAUAUCGAAUUACAAGCAAAUUUGUUCAUCUGAUUGUAUUCUACCCUUCUUAUUGUCAUACGAAUUUUCCUACAAGUAUAUCAUUUUUAAUCGGA
Molecule: messenger RNA, 2108 nt
Organism: Bolinopsis microptera
Lineage: Eukaryota; Metazoa; Ctenophora; Tentaculata; Lobata; Bolinopsidae
Product: homeotic protein distal-less-like
Exons: 8
Coding region: 10-1257 (415 amino acids)
Biological process (GO): regulation of DNA-templated transcription
Molecular function (GO): DNA-binding transcription factor activity, RNA polymerase II-specific; DNA binding
Source: RefSeq, a predicted model, not a curated record